This is a messenger RNA of Penicillium alfredii, 2094 nucleotides long. Its product is annotated as mitochondrial distribution and morphology protein. The transcript is spliced from 3 exons. Gene Ontology annotation, biological process: mitochondrion inheritance. The coding region runs from base 1 to 2094 and encodes 697 amino acids. NCBI's taxonomy places the organism in Eukaryota, Fungi, Ascomycota, Eurotiomycetes, Eurotiales, Aspergillaceae. Gene Ontology annotation, cellular component: mitochondrial inner membrane. The record is from RefSeq and is a predicted model, not a curated record.
AUGUCCGCCAAUCUGGGACGUCGGCUAUAUGCCCAUUUCUGGGAAACUGCAAAUCCAUUCUUUGGCCGCAUACGAACAAAUCGUAUCUCUUCUACCCCCGGUACUUCGAGUCCAAGGACAUUCUUCAACUCGUUCUUUGUCAAUCACCCCAAGCGGCUUUCGACUUCCACCGGGAAACCCACUCACCUUACCAGAAGAUUCGCCUCUGGAGGAUUCCUCGUCCUCGUGUCUCCCAGUUCAGCUGCGGUAGAGACCAGUGCAGCAUGCAUCAUUCCCCCGGGAGCGAUUGCAUCCCAGCAUGUCUGGAAACGAGCUUUGCAUACAUCACACGAUGACAAAAAAGGCGCCAACCCUGCUCGAGACCCUCAAGUACACAAUGAUGACGACCCUUCCUCCCAAACCGUCGAGCAGCCCAACAAACACGCCACCACCCAGGCAUCAUCUACAACGAAACCACCCCAGGAAACUUAUUACCGCGCGCCCAGUAAUCGCCACUUGAUGGAUCGCUUGCCGCAUAUGCCUCAUUUACAUCGACCGACCAAGGAAGAACUUUUGGCUGCCGCGAAUGGGUUUUGGUCGCGCCUCAAGGUGCGAUUUAAGUGGUUUUCUAUACGAAGCGUGCGGCCAUUCAAUUUAGACGAGAUCACUGCGUUAUUCUCAUGGGUUCUGCUGGGCCAUGUGGUUUGGGUAGUGCUGGGAACUACGACCUUCUUCUCGCUACUGAUUCUUGCAAUCAACACAGUCUUUGCUCAGGAAACACUAGCAGGAUGGGUGGGCAACUAUCUCACCAAGUCGUCCGGAGUGAAGGUCGUCUUCGAAUCCGCAAUCGUGCCCAAAUGGAAAAAUGGCGUCAUCACGUUCAAAAAUGUAUUUGUGUCGAAACGACCAGGCCAAGGUACUGGUAACGUCAGCAAAGGCUCGCCCAAGACUGCCGCCGCCGCCGCCGCCGCUCGUGGGGACUCGGGGUCAGAAGAUCCUCAGCUCGUGCCCGAAGAGGAAGAUACCAACUACACACAGUUUGACCUAUCGAUUGAGACAGUGAACGUCACCCUGUCGUUUGCAAAGUGGCUCAAUGGCAAAGGUCUGCUUCGUGAUGUCGAGGUGAAGGGAAUCCGAGGUGUCGUCGACCGCCGAUAUGUUCACUGGUCGGAUGAUGACUUAGACCCGAAGUCCUAUCGACAUGAACACAAUCCUGGUGAUUUUGAAAUAGACUCCUUCAAAAUGGAUGAUUUGCUGGUUACAAUCUAUCAGCCCGAUGAUUUUCGGCCAUUUUCCGUCAGCAUCUUCUCAUGCGACCUUCCUCAGUUGCGGAAGCAAUGGCUCUUUUAUGAUUUUCUUUCUGCCAACAUGAUGUCCGGGUCCUUUGACAACUCACUAUUCACCAUACAUCCUCGCCAAACCCACGGCUUUACUGGUGCUCAACUGGACGAUGGCACCGGAGAAGAUGGCAGGCCGAGCCCCUGGAAAAAACACAGCAGAAUCCGGGUGGAUGGGCUUAAUAUUGACCACCUCAACCGUGGUGUCCCGGGACCGUUUUCCUGGAUCCACGAGGGGACCGUCGACAUUGUUGCCGACAUCAUGUUCCCCACGGAGAACGACGAAAGCUUGGCCAAGGUCAUGACGGAUUUCUACGACCGACUGGAAGCCACUGUCACGUCCAACCAGUACUCGGAGUCUCUACCUCAGCGUUCUGACGAGGAAUCGGAAUCUGCAUCAAGUGCAAAUCGGCGAUUCCUUGCCAUGGACCUACGCCUUCAUCUCAACAACGUGCGAGCAGUCGUUCCCAUCUUUACCCGGGAUCUUUCUUACAUCAACAACGCACUCAUUCGCCCAAUUGUCGCCUACAUCAAUUCAAAACGCACUUUUAUUCCCAUCAACUGCCGCCUGGUCAAGCGCGUCGGAGACUUUGACGGCAGCUGGACCACCUUUGAUAGCGGCCUGAUGGAUGACCUGUCAGCUGCAACCUAUGAUGCCUUUGCUCGCGAUGUGGUAGAUGAUCAAGCCCGGAAGAGGCGGUUUAAAAAAGUCGGAUUUUGGUCCCUUCAGCUGGCCGCCCAGGCCAUCUUUAUGGGAAUGGCGGGUAACAUCGCCUGA